AUGCCCUUCAUAUCCUUAAAAAUAUUUCAUGGGAAUUCUUUGUUCUCUCCCUUGCCAUCGACAUUUCUCAAUUCUUUUAGUUAUCCCCAUCAGAAAGGUGUCAAGUUUCGUAGCAAUGAAGCAACAAACGUCGAUGGAGCAGGUGAAGUGGAUGCUACAGAGAAUGGAAGCAGCAGAACACAAAAAUCAUGA
Messenger RNA from Clunio marinus, 192 nucleotides. The record is from the annotation of a GenBank genome assembly. Lineage: Eukaryota; Metazoa; Arthropoda; Insecta; Diptera; Chironomidae.